Molecule: messenger RNA, 1128 nt
Organism: Trichomonas vaginalis G3
Lineage: Eukaryota; Parabasalia; Trichomonadida; Trichomonadidae
Product: GDP-fucose import into Golgi lumen
Exons: 1
Coding region: 1-1128 (375 amino acids)
Cellular component (GO): Golgi apparatus
Molecular function (GO): antiporter activity
Source: RefSeq, a predicted model, not a curated record
AUGUCUAAGGAAGAGAAUAAUCAGCCAUUAAUCUCCAACAAAUCACCAAAACAAGACGAAAUACUAACGAAAACCAUAGGAAAAACAAUAUUUGCUGUUACUUUUUAUAUGUCCAUCUCAAUUAUCCUUGUUUUCCUAAACAGACUUGUCAUGUCAGAGUCUAAAGAAAAAGCAGGCGCUUUAUUCACGUCUUGGUAUCAAUUUAUCGUUACUUACAUCAUUAUCAUCAUUAUUUCAACGUUUUGCCAAAAUGUUCCCAUCUUAAAUAUAUUUCCUCCGAUUAGAUACGAUUUUCAAACAUUUGUCAAAGUUUUACCUGUUUGUGUAACAUAUCUCUUACAAAUCGGUCUCAAUAAUAAAUGCUUGCAAUUUGUAAGUGUUUCUGGCUACCAAGUCGUCCGAUCCUUAACUAUUCUUUUCAAUAUUUUAUUAACUUACUUUAUUUUAAACCAAACUACUUCUCUUAAGGCAGUUUUAUGCUGUAUCGGAGUUAUCAUCGGUUUCUUCUUUGGAGUAGAAGGAGAGAUCGGAUUAACAUGGAAAGGAUGCUUUUAUGGCGUUGCAUCUUCUUUAUUCGUCGCUCUUUACUCAAUUGUCGUAAAAAAGACUCUCAAAUCAUUGGACAACAACGAAUACGUACUUAUCGAAUACAAUACUCCAAUAGCUAUCAUUGCUUUUAUUCCUUUAAUUUAUUUCAACGGAGAAUUUGAAGUUUUGACAAGAAAACUUUCAGCCAAUUUCUGGAUCAUGCAAACACUUGCUGGUGUGGUCGGAUUCCUUAUAAAUAUCGCGAUUUUUAUUAAUAUUAACGUUACGUCUCCUCUUACGCAUAAUCUUGCCGGAACUGUUAAGGCUUGCAUUCAGACAAUCCUUGCGUUCUAUAUUUUCCCAAGUAGUGAAAAAAUGACGAUCAAAAAAUUUAUUGGAACAGUUAUGAUCAUUGCUUUCUCAGGGCUUUACUCCGUUGUCCGUACUCUUGAAAUGAAGGCAAAGAAUGCUGCUCCUGCUAAUCCAGUUGCUUUUAAUCCUCAAAAUGAAACAAAAAACAAAGGAAAUAAUGACCAAGAAGAUAGUGAAGUAGAGCCUGAUCCUGAUGUCCCAAAAAAACGUCAACAGGAAGCUCAGUAG